AUGGACAGUUCUGUUGCAUGGAAUCCUUCAAAUGGUUAUGUGGCUGGGUACAUUUUGGACAUACUCAAAAUUGAUAGUAAUUGUGAAUCCUGUGCAAGGUUAUUUCUUUUGGUUGUCACUGAAAAACAUCUAUUUGUGACGUUUAAAGAGCAUGAUGAGGAAAAGCGAUUGAAGUGUGCAAGUGAAGAUUUAAAUAAGCUGGUUGGUCUUCUGGAUGAAAAGCUGUAUGCAUUUUUAGAGCAGCAUGGUACAGAAGGCCAACUGGAAUUGCAGCAUCCUUGGGAGGGAGCAGACAUCAGGAGCUUUUGGUUUUAA
Messenger RNA from Acanthoscelides obtectus, 315 nucleotides. Lineage: Eukaryota; Metazoa; Arthropoda; Insecta; Coleoptera; Chrysomelidae. The record is from the annotation of a GenBank genome assembly.